Fusarium vanettenii 77-13-4 is the source of this 1140-nucleotide messenger RNA. RefSeq lists its product as uncharacterized. The record is from RefSeq and is a predicted model, not a curated record. The transcript has 3 exons. Lineage: Eukaryota; Fungi; Ascomycota; Sordariomycetes; Hypocreales; Nectriaceae. Bases 1 to 1140 code for a protein of 379 amino acids. Gene Ontology annotation, molecular function: oxidoreductase activity; zinc ion binding.
AUGGCGCUUAAUGGCACAAUGAGAGGCGUCGUCUGGGAGGGUGUCCCCUUCGAGAUGCCCAUCCGUUCUCUCCCAAUCCCCACCCUCUUAGCCGAAACCGAUGCUCUUGUCCGGAUUACAGCUUCCGCAAUCUGUGGUAGUGACCUUCAUAUCUACCGCGGCCUCUAUGGUAGCCCAGAGGUGCCUUGGACCAUGGGCCAUGAAGGCAUGGGCUACGUCCUGGAAGUCGGCGAAGCUGUGGCGCACGUAGAGGUCGGCGAUUAUGUCGUCAUCCCGGGAGGUACGGACAGCGGACAUCUAGAAAUGGAUGGUUUGGAGAUGGGAGAUGGUAGUGGCUGUCAAGCCGAGUAUGUCCGGGUUCCCUACGCCGACAUGAGUCUUAUCCCGAUACCCAAUGAGGUUGGCAGAGCAGCCAACAACACCAACAGCACCAGCACCAGCAGUGGUGCUCGCGACGUCGAUUACCUCUUUCUGUCUGACAUUUUUCCCACUGGCUGGGCCGCACUCGACUUUGCCCGCUUUGAGCCCGGCGACACGGUGGCCGUCUUCGGCGCUGGCCCUGUCGGUCUUCUGUCUGCACACUCGGCUAUCAUCCGUGGCGCUUCAAAGGUCUACGUCGUAGACUAUGUCCAGUCACGCCUUGAUCUCGCCGAGUCCAUCGGUGCGGUCCCGAUCAAUUUUGUCGACACUGAUCCCGUUGAAGAGAUCUUGCGCUACGAACCCAACGGCGGAGUGAUUAGAUCCGUCGAUUGCGUAGGUGCUGAGGCGUUUAAUCGUGAUCUCGAAAUCGAGCAAGACAUCAUCAUCAGGCAGAUGAUCGCCGUUACGAGGAUAGGGGGAGGUAUUGGUCAGGUUGGCGUCACGUCUGCGUUCCCCGAUACCCCUGGCACACCUCGUGGUUCCACCAUUUCUCCCAACAUCACCUUUCCACUUGCUAGUUUCCACGACAAGCGCUUGUCUUUCACUUCCGGUGGUGUGGAUCACAAGUCUUACGCGCCGAUGCUUUCAGAUCUUAUCUCGACCGGCAAAGCACGACCGAGCUUCAUUAUCGACCGUGAGAUCAAUAUCGAGGAGGCGCCGAAGUAUUACCAGCGAUUCGAGCGGCGGGAGGACAUCAAGAUUGUUAUUAGGUUUCCUUAA